GAGCCCGAGCCGGAGCCGGAGCCGGGCGGGGCAGGCAGGGCAGCUCGCCUGGCUCCCACCAUGAGCGCUGAGCUCAGCGUGCCUGUGGACCCCUCCACCCCUGCCUGCUCUGAGCCUGGCCACAAGGGCAUGGAUUACCGCGACUGGGUCCGCCGCAGCUACCUGGAGCUGGUCACCUCCAACCACCACUCUGUGCAGGCCCUCUCCUGGAGGAAGCUUUAUCUGAGCAGGGCCAAGCUGAAGGCCUCCAGCCGGACCUCCGCCCUCCUCUCGGGCUUUGCCAUGGUGGCCAUGGUGGAGGUGCAGCUGGAGACGCAGUACCAGUACCCGCGGCCGCUGCUCAUCGCCUUCAGCGCUUGCACCACGGUGCUGGUGGCCGUGCACCUCUUCGCCCUGCUCAUCAGCACGUGCAUCCUGCCCAACGUGGAGGCCGUGAGCAACAUCCACAACCUCAACUCCAUCAGCGAGUCGCCGCACGAGCGCAUGCACCCCUACAUCGAGCUGGCCUGGGGCUUCUCCACCGUGCUGGGCAUCCUGCUCUUCCUGGCCGAGGUGGUGCUGCUCUGCUGGAUCAAGUUCCUGCCGGUGGACGCACGCCACCAGCCCGGCCACCCGGCAGGCCCCGGCGGCCACACGGGCUGGCAGGCCGCCCUUGUGUCCACCAUCAUCAUGGUGCCCGUGGGCCUCAUCUUCGUGGUCUUCACCAUCCACUUCUACCGCUCACUGGUGCGCCACAAAACUGAGCGGCACAACCGUGAGAUCGAGGAGCUACACAAGCUCAAGGUGCAGCUGGAUGGGCACGAGCGCAGCCUGCAGGUCGUGUGAGGUGCGGCCCCGAGGGCUGAGGCCACUGCGGCCGGCACAGAUCGCCUGCGUUUUGGAGCAUUUCAAAAAUGCAAAUUGCUAAAGAGGCUACCUACACGCUGCCAGAUAGGUCAGGACCAAAGUUUUACUCCUGUCUUAAUGCUGUAAAACCCAGAUCAUUUUCCCUUAGAAAACGGAAAUCUUGAACUAAAUGAGAGACUCUGUGUGGAGGAGCUUGGGGCAAAGAUAGGCUGAGCCCUUGGCCCUGGGAUUUCCUGCAGAGCUCCGAGCAGCAGCCGGCGGUCAGGGGCAAUCUCAGAGACGUGGACCAAGUGGCCAGCGGGUGCAGGGCGCCUGGUGGAAGCCCAGAGAGUCGGGGCAGGCUGUGAGUUCAGGGAAGGGGUUGCCCUGUGACACCCGAGGUGGCUUUCGUGGGGGCCGGGCAGCAUGUCUGAUGGCACCACCUUGCUGAGAUUAGACGGGGCACAGGAUUGCAGCUCGGCCUGGGCUUCCCUGCCCUGCCCUGGAGACAGUUGGGCAGCCCGGCUUGUGGGAGAAGACAGGAGCCCGGGCAGGUCAGUCUAGUAGGUGUGGUGAGUGCUCUGGCAGGCGUCAGACUUGUCAGACCCUGGGCAGACUUCCCAGGUGGAUGCCUGGGAGGGUCGGGGAGACAUGUCUGUGGGCAUCCCAUGUGAGAUGCCCACUUGAGGAGGCUGUUAACUGGUGGGUGCUCCGAGGCAAAGUGGGCUGAAAUUCCCUCUUCCCAGCCAGCCUGGAGCCCAGGCCACAUUGACCCAGCAAGGCUGCCAGAUUGGGGCAAGGGCCCACAGUCCAGAGGCUUCCAUCUCUUGGCCACAGAAUGUCCUCUGAGCCUGUCAGCUGCCCCCUCUGAGCGGCGGCCACAGAAGGCCAGGGGCACUUGUUCAGGCAGCAGGGCCUGCCCGUCCUCCUGCUGCCUGUGGUCCCAGGUGGUGGGAGGGGGCCACCUGGGGGACUUCCUAUCUAGACAAGGCCGUUGGCCUGGCCUGGUCUGUGGGUGGUGGCGCCAGGGGCUAGCCCCGGCCAAACACAGGUCCUGCUUAUAAUGACGUGGAGCAACCGCAGGGAAGGCAAGACCCCACAUAGUGUCCCCCUCCUGGGCCCCGCAGGCCUCGCAGCAAAACACGGGCCCAGCCCACAUUUGUCCACAGCCGUGCACAUGUGGGUUCUGGUGUUUUCACUAGAGCAUCUGGGAGACCCGAGCCCGGGCCCUUGGGCUGUGCACACUCCUGCUACGUACGGCCCAGCCCAUGUGUGAGCACACUGCACCCUGAGCUGCUCUCAAAAACCACCUUUACCGCAUUGGCCAGCAGCCGCCUGGUGAGAGAGGCCUUUGCUUUUGUUUUCAUAAGUAGUCAUUGGACUUCGUGCUCUGAUGGCCUUUCUGUCGAGAGCUUACUAUGUCUGUGGGGUCUGGGUUUCCUGUGCCAAGAAAUCCGACCUGGCCUGGCUGAGGUUUCUGGGAACGUGACACACUGUUGUACACAGAACCCUGACAUGUGACUGAAAUGCUGAGGGCCCCUGGGAGCUGUGCUGAGUAUCACCAGUGCAAGUCAUGACAUCUGUGGGGAGUCUGGACAUUGCAUACUGCGGGGCCAGAGGAGAGCCCUGGCGUCUGAAGGGCGUGGCCCUUGCAUUUUCUGCAGACGUCUGUUGUGACUUGCUUGCUCUCUAGCGCAUGCCUGUUCUUUCCCGGAGCUUAUUGAAAAGGCUUGUCUGGUUUUAAUAUCUGUUUGCUUUGCAAAGAAUGUCAGCAUCACUGCAAGAAAGCCACUUGGUGUCCUGGCACGGAUGGGAGUGGUUGGCUUCUCCCCACAGCUGGGAGGGGACAGCAGGCCCUCCCUCUGGCCUGAGCCUUUUGAGAGGGGCCAUGCUGGGCCCACUUCUGCUGGCCACUUUCCUGGGCCUUCUGGUGCCCCUGCCCUAGGUAUGUCAGAGCUACAGAGUGCCAAGCUUCCCAGACUUUGCAAAGCACGCCCUCAGGUCCAGCUGGGGGCCAGUUGUUACACCUGGUCCAUGGGCAGAGCUUUUAGCCUGGCCUGGCAGCAGCGGGGUCAGAUACUCAGUGCCCAGUGACAGUGCCACAUGGGUAGGAAAGAUGGCACAUAAGCCAUUUUUAACACUGAUUAGGAGAAUAAUGUUCUUGUGGUUUCUUGUUCUCUUUGAUCCAGAGGGCUCUCCCAGCUCCAGCCUUCCCAGUUCCCAGAGGC
Messenger RNA from Diceros bicornis minor, 3053 nucleotides. It is a transcript of the gene ORAI2, whose product is annotated as ORAI calcium release-activated calcium modulator 2. Gene Ontology annotation, cellular component: membrane. The coding region runs from base 61 to 825 and encodes 254 amino acids. Gene Ontology annotation, molecular function: store-operated calcium channel activity. The transcript has 3 exons. NCBI's taxonomy places the organism in Eukaryota, Metazoa, Chordata, Mammalia, Perissodactyla, Rhinocerotidae. The record is from RefSeq and is a predicted model, not a curated record. Gene Ontology annotation, biological process: store-operated calcium entry.